GAGAGCGAUCAGUUUUUGAGUUGACAUCGAGCCGAGCGGACGCGCGUUUGUCGUUCAGCGGAUGAAACAGAGAAAAAAAGAAGAAGUAUCGCCUCGAGAAAAAUUGGAACACAAUUUAUCAAUCGCGCUAUCGCACCCCCCACUUGGAUUACGGUCAACGCGAAACUACAACAAAGAAAUAAAAUUAAGAUAUAGAAAUCAAGAAACGAAAAACGAAAGCAACCAAAAUCAAAAGAUAUAAAUGAAAAUUAUAUAGCCAGCGGGAAGAAACAAGAAAAUCGUUUUAGUUCAAGCAUUAAAUCGGUUGAUGUGCUGUUCUUGUGAAAAGUGCCGAUUGUGCAAAGCUGCGCUAUAAAACCAAACAAAACACAAAUUAAUUCAAAAAAUCCCAAAUAAACACACACACACAAAAUGGGCGAAAAAUAGAACGAGCAGUGAAAGACCAAAAGAAGCCCCCAUAACCUCCCGAAUAACCAAAAUCGAAACCCCAUUCGAAGUUUAGGCACCUCCAAAAAUGCUGGCCACCACCCACAUGCUGUACGUGCUGAUCGCCACCUGGGUAAUACCCAUUUUCGGAGCGGCCCUCAGCAAGACGGUGUUGUACCAGGCUCCCGACGAGUGCCGCUGGUCCGGCGGCGGGGAGCACGACAUCACCCUGGUCUGCCACCUGCGGACCAUCAACUCGGAGCUGGAGAACACCAACUUUAGUGUGAUCCAGCCGCAGAACACGGUGCGCCUGCGUCUGGAGUGCAACGACGCCCUCUUCUUCCAGAGCAGUCUGAGCCCGGAUAGCUUCAGAUCGCUGGUGGAGCUGAGGGAUCUCACCAUCGAGUACUGCAAGCUGGGCAAUAUCACGGACGGAUCUUUCCGUGGUCUCCAGGAGCUGCGCAACCUCACCAUUCGCACGCACAACGGCGACUGGUCCACCAUGUCGCUGGAGAUGGCCUCCAAUAGCUUCGUGGAGUUCCGCCAGCUGGAGCGCUUGGAUCUGAGUCUCAACAACAUCUGGCUGAUACCCGAUGGCAUGGUGUGCCCCCUGAAGUCCCUGCAGCACCUCAAUGCCUCGUACAACAAGAUCCAGGACAUCAGCAACUUCUACUUCAGCGCUUCGCUGAGCUCGCGGAAGGCACGAGUUUGCGGCUCCACGCUGCAAAGUCUGGACCUGAGUGCCAACAAGAUGGUCAGCUUGCCCACGGCCAUGUUGUCGGCGCUGGGCCGACUGACCCAUCUGAAUAUGGCCAAGAACAGCAUGAGUUUCCUGGCCGAUCGCGCCUUUGAGGGUCUUCUCUCGCUGAGGGUUGUGGAUCUCUCGGCGAAUCGAUUGACCUCCUUGCCGCCAGAACUCUUCGCGGAGACCAAACAACUGCAGGAAAUUUACUUGAGGAACAACUCCAUCAAUGUGUUGGCCCCGGGAAUCUUUGGCGAGCUGGCUGAACUCCUAGUUCUCGACUUGGCUAGCAACGAACUGAAUUCCCAGUGGAUCAAUGCAGCCACAUUUGUGGGUCUCAAGCGGCUCAUGAUGCUGGAUUUAUCGGCUAAUAAGAUCAGCCGCCUGGAGGCACAUAUCUUCAGGCCCCUGGCCAGCUUGCAGAUCCUGAAACUGGAGGAUAACUACAUCGAUCAGCUGCCGGGGGGAAUCUUUGCGGAUCUCACCAACCUGCACACACUGAUCCUCUCGCGCAAUCGCAUCUCGGUCAUCGAUCAACGCACUCUGCAGGGCUUGAAGAAUCUACUGGUGCUCUCCUUGGACUUUAACAGGAUAUCCCGAAUGGAUCAGAGAUCCCUGGCGAACUGCAGCCAGCUGCAGGAUCUGCACCUGAACGACAACAAAUUGCAGGCUGUGCCCGAAGCUCUGGCCCAUGUUCCCCUGCUCAAAACCCUCGAUGUGGGCGAGAACAUGAUCAGUCAGAUCGAGAAUACCAGCAUCACCCAGCUGGAGAAUCUGUAUGGCCUCCGGAUGACGGAGAACUCUCUCACCCACAUCCGGAGAGGAGUUUUCGAUCGCAUGAGCUCCCUGCAGAUACUCAACCUGUCCCAGAACAAGCUGAAGUCCGUCGAGGCGGGCUCUCUGCAGAGGAAUGGUCAGCUGCAGGCCAUCAGGCUGGAUGGAAACCAGCUGAAAUCCAUUGCUGGUCUCUUCACCGAACUGCCCAACCUGGUGUGGCUGAAUAUCUCAGGCAAUCGUCUCGAGAAAUUCGAUUACUCGCACAUUCCCAUCGGACUGCAGUGGCUGGAUGUUCGGGCCAACAGGAUCACCCAGUUGGGCAACUAUUUCGAGAUCGAGAGCGAACUGAGCCUGAGCACCUUUGAUGCCAGCUAUAAUUUGCUGACGGAGAUAACGGCUAGCUCUAUUCCAAACAGCGUGGAGGUUUUGUACUUGAACGACAACCAGAUCUCCAAGAUUCAGCCGUACACGUUCUUCAAGAAGCCCAACUUGACGCGCGUGGACUUGGUGAGGAAUCGCUUGACCACCUUGGAGCCCAAUGCUCUCCGCUUGUCGCCCAUCGCCGAGGAUCGGGAGAUCCCGGAGUUCUACAUUGGCCACAAUGCCUACGAGUGUGACUGCAACUUGGACUGGCUGCAAAAGGUGAAUCGCGAGUCGCGAACUCAGCCGCAACUCAUGGACUUGGACCAGAUUCACUGCCGGUUGGCUUACGCCCGAGGAUCUUCACAUGUCUCGCUGAUAGAGGCCAAGUCCGAUGACUUCCUUUGCAAAUACGCCUCACAUUGCUUUGCCCUGUGUCAUUGCUGCGACUUCCAGGCGUGUGACUGCAAAAUGGAGUGCCCGGAUAGGUGCUCCUGCUACCACGACCAGUCCUGGACCUCGAAUGUGGUGGACUGCAGCCGGGCCUCCUAUGAGCAGACCCUGCCAUCUCACAUUCCCAUGGAUUCCACUCAGCUGUAUCUGGACGGAAACAAUUUCCGGGAGCUGCAGAGCCAUGCGUUCAUCGGUCGCAAGAGGCUAAAGGUGCUGCACUUGAACCACUCCAGGAUCGAGGUGCUGCACAAUCGCACCUUCUAUGGACUUCUGGAGCUGGAGGUGCUCCAACUGCAAAGUAAUCAGUUGAAGGCCUUAAAUGGCAACGAAUUCCAGGGACUGGAUAACCUCCAAGAACUGUAUCUGCAGCACAACGCUAUUGCCACGAUCGAUACCCUCACCUUCACGAACCUGUAUCACCUGAAGAUCCUGCGAUUGGAUCACAAUGCCAUCACAUCAUUCGCCGUCUGGAACUUCCUGCCCAGUUAUCUGAACGAGCUGCGUCUGGCCUCCAAUCCCUGGAGCUGCAACUGUGAAUUCAUCGAUAAGCUCAGAGACUACAUGAAUCGCCAUGAGUAUGUGGUGGACAAGCUGAAGCUGAAGUGCGAUGUGAUCAGUGGAAAUGGCACCCAGCAGAUGGUCAUAUACCCGGGAUCCGGAGAGGCUACCACCCUGCCCGUUGUUCAGUGCUCUCAGACCCUGCCUUUGGGUCUGGAUAACAGCUUUAACUAUGCGGAGCAGGCUGGUGGCGAGAACGCCACCUCCACGAAAAUGAUCCUGAAUCAGCCGCCGAAACUGGAUUACAUUCCCAUCCUGGUGGCCAUUCUGACGGCCUUCAUCUUCGUAAUGAUCUGCAUUUCGCUGGUGUUCAUCUUCCGGCAGGAGAUGCGUGUGUGGUGCCACUCGAGAUUCGGAGUCCGUCUCUUCUACAAUGCCCAAAAGGAUGUGGACAAGAACGAGAGGGAGAAGCUGUUCGACGCCUUCGUUUCGUACUCCUCCAAGGAUGAGUUGUUCGUCAACGAGGAGCUGGCUCCCAUGCUGGAAAUGGGUGAACACCGCUACAAGCUGUGCCUGCACCAGAGGGACUUCCCUGUGGGUGGCUAUCUACCGGAAACCAUCGUGCAGGCGAUCGAUAGCAGCCGGAGAACCAUAAUGGUGGUCAGCGAGAACUUCAUCAAAUCGGAGUGGUGCCGGUUCGAGUUCAAGUCCGCCCAUCAGUCGGUGCUAAGAGAUCGUCGCCGGCGGCUGAUAGUCAUUGUGCUGGGCGAGGUGCCCCAGAAGGAACUGGAUCCCGAUCUUCGCUUGUAUCUGAAGACGAACACGUAUCUGCAGUGGGGCGAUAAGCUGUUCUGGCAAAAGCUGCGAUUCGCUCUACCGGAUGUCUCCUCAUCGCAGCGAUCCACUGCUGCCGGUCAGAGUUGCCAUGUGCCGAUCAACCACGCCGCUUACCACCACCACCACCACGUCCACCAGCAGGCGAUGCCCCUGCCCCACUCGGUGCACCACCACCAGCAGCAGUUCAUGCUGCCACCGCCACCGCAGCAACCUGGCAGCUUCCGCCGGCAACCAUCGGUGCACCAGCAACAGCAGCAGCAGCAGCAACAGCAACAGCAGCAGCAGCAACUUCGCGGCAACAACAACACGACGCAGCAGCAGCAGCAACAGCAGGCGGCCUUGCUGAUGGGUGGUGGGUCGGUGGGUGGGCCUGCACCGCAGAUGAUCCCCCUGGCGGGUGGCAUCCAGCAGCAGAGCCUCCCAUUGCCACCGAACCAGCAGCCGACGCCGGCGUCUAGAAAUCUGCACAUGUGAGUGGGGUUAGCUUUAAGCAGAGGGUUAAAGGCAAGGUUGAGUUGUGAGAGCUGGAGAGGAUUAGGAGUAUCAGUAUUUAUGGUUUGGUUACAUUCUGGAAGAAUCCGUUUCGAUUUCUUCAUUUUAUUUUUCUAGUUCCUUAGGCUUCGAGAUGGAGAAGACUAUAUGAUGGGGUCGAAACGUAUCAUUAAAAAACCCAUUUAAAGUCUAGACCACGAUCUUGUUCAGUUAUGUGAUCCGGAAUAUCUGCAGCCCAAAAAAUAAGUACCCUCGCUGGAAACAAGUUUAACUUCCUCGGGUUUCAAAAUAAAGAACAAGGGGGAAUUGCAUUCAAUAUGCAAAUGCGAGCGUUUAGCGAUAAAAGCCUAGUUACAUGUUGAAAUAGCAAAAGUAAAAGAAAAAUCGAGUGGGGAAAGAACAGGCAGCACCAGCAGGCAGGAACAAUAACAACAGCAGGAGAAAAACAGUAAAAUAGCUGGCGAGCCAUGCAAUUGUUGUUUGUUGGCCCUGUUCUGUUUUCUUACGGCCAGCUAUUUUCAGUUUCCUGGCUCGCAGCUAGAUUCUGAAAAUUGAUGUUGCAUGCAACACAGCAACAGCAACAGCAACAGCAACGAGCAGUUGGGAACUACACGGGGAAAACUGGUGGAAUUUAAUGAAGGCCUAAUUAAUAUAUUUUUAGAAAAAUUAAACUUCAAGUGUAGAAAGAAACGAAAUCGGAAUGAUACAUCCCAACUAUAUUUAUGACUAUCAAUAAUCCCUUAUAAAAACAAAAGAGUAACUAGAGAAUUUUAAAGCACUGUCAUUUAGAUAAUAUUUUUUUUUUUAUGUUUUUUGAGAUUUUAAGAUUUUUAUCAGGUGUGAUCCUAUUUAUUUCCCGUGUAGAUCAAACACCAACCAGUCAGUCAGUCAGCAACAAAAGGCAGCAGGCCCAAAAGUAUUUCUCUUGGCUUAUUUUUUCGUUCCUCCUUAUUCUCCUUUAUUUUGUCGUUUUCCUGCAUUUUUUGUUGUUUUCCUCUGUUUUCCUCGUUUUCCCCGUUUGCAACGCUCACUCGUUAGUUCAUCUUAACUGCUGCAUUUUGCUAUAACAAGCUCGACGUGUGUAGAAGAUACACCCGUGUAUCUGUAUCUGCAGCAGCUGUAGUCGAGUCCGAAUCCGCAUACGAAUUCGUAUCUGUAUCUGUGCAUCUGUGGCUGUAAAUGUGAAUGUGACUGCGCGGGUUUGGGAAAAAUAGGCAAAGGCAACGCAAAACAUCACAGAGCUCAUGUUUGGCCAAAAGGAAAAUGGUAACAAAAAGCAGACCUUAGACGUUAGACGGUAUACGUUGGAGAACCGAAAACCCAGACCGUCUGCAGACAGUUGCUGUGCGGGUUAAAAUUGGUUUUGGUUUUUGUUGCCACUUUUUUGUUUUAUUUUUUUUGUUUUGCCCCUUUCUGAGCCACAAUUACAUGUGCUAAUCAAUGGCAGAAAAAUAGAUAGCAAGAUGUUGGCAAGGAAAGAAGUGAGAAGUGUGGGAAGGGAAACAAUUGUAGGGGAUUUAGCCCCGAUAAAAUGGACUUACAUCCAACAAUUAAUGCCAGUUAAUUGUAUCCCAGCAUUGGAAGAUAAAGACAUGCGAGAGAAUUCCCCUAUAAUAGUAGUCACUUCUGCAGAUCACGCUAUGCCCAGAUUUGAUUAGGAAACAAAGCUUCUUUCUAUUCUUUCCCCUUCAGCUAGUCAGCGAUUUAGUAGAAGCAAAAAGAAUUUCCCAGAGUGAAACUUCCAAUUGUGACCUUGCUGCAACGAAAAAAAGAUACAAGUUUCCCUGGGCAGAUGUGGAAAACACAAGGAAAAGCGUAGGAGAGAGAUCAGCACGUGUGUGUGCCGAGCUUUUGGCCCCAAAGUUGUGUUUUGGCCAAAACCCGACAAGGCCAGAAAAGGAGGAACAUGGGAACAAAGCCGUACAGAUUAGUUUGGUCUUGGCGAUUAACAUCUACCAGGUUGUGUGUGCUACGCCCCCUCUACUUGCACCCAUAUAUCUCAGAAAAUCUCCAGCUCCACUGACUUGCCAAUUUAAAAAUGCAUUCCAAAAGCGAGAAACCAGAAAACUAGUUAACAAAUCAAACACACUCUCUUUAGAAGGAUUCACUUGGUUUAGACUGUAAAGAGUUAAAUGUAAAUAAGUUAAAUGUUAAUUGUACUUGUAAUUGUUUAAUCAUUGUGAUAUUUUGUUUUAGCAUAAGUCCUAAUUUAUUAAGAUGCGUACCAUUUUCCUACCAACCUACGUUUAGUCGUAAUCUUAUCCUCAUUAGUUAGUCUAGCUCUUAAGUUAAUCAAUUGAAUGAAAACCCACAAUCCCCGCCUACGAGAUACAGCCAUAUUAACUCUAUGAAAAUUAUAAAACUAUUGUACAUAAAAAAGAAACAACUGACAAAAAGGACUGUAUGCACUAAAAUGAAAGAAACACGAAUUAUGCAACACGAAUCAAACAAAUUGAGAACAUAAAUCGACUGAUUACAUGUGUACUAUAUAUAAAUAUGCAUAACAUUUAAUUAUGAUUUACUCGCCGUUUGUUGUAAAUAUUAUAACUACCCGCACACCUAUGAAUAUGUAUUGUAUUUUGUAACUUUAUGUUUUCUAGUUUAUAACGAAAAAGCGAAGAGGAAAAACGAAUCACAAAAAUAUAUAAA
This is a messenger RNA of Drosophila santomea, 7234 nucleotides long. RefSeq names its product toll-like receptor Tollo (gene Tollo). Gene Ontology annotation, biological process: signal transduction. The coding region runs from base 515 to 4567 and encodes 1350 amino acids. The record is from RefSeq and is a predicted model, not a curated record. The transcript has a single exon. Lineage: Eukaryota; Metazoa; Arthropoda; Insecta; Diptera; Drosophilidae. Gene Ontology annotation, molecular function: protein binding.